This is a messenger RNA of Hippopotamus amphibius kiboko, 689 nucleotides long. RefSeq names its product cortexin 2 (gene CTXN2). NCBI's taxonomy places the organism in Eukaryota, Metazoa, Chordata, Mammalia, Artiodactyla, Hippopotamidae. The record is from RefSeq and is a predicted model, not a curated record. The transcript has 2 exons. The coding region runs from base 232 to 477 and encodes 81 amino acids.
ACAGACAUUUACACACGUAGGCCAGGAAAGCACUAACCGCGGUACUGUGACUCCACGCAGGUUCCCAGGACACGCCUUUUACAUUGUUACUGAACCGAUCAGCGAACACAAACAAACCUGUCAACACUUAAAUCUACUCGCUGGAUUUCAUCUCCAUGGCAACAAGCAUGGAAGGCCAAGAGGUGACUCCAGCAGGAAUUCUGAAGACCCAAAAUGAUGUGACAGUGAAUAAUGAGUAGUAGCUAUUGUGGCAACUCUUCAGCUAAGAUGAGUGUCAACGAAGUGUCAGCUUUCUCAUUGACUCUGGAACAAAAAACUGGCUUCGCGUUUGUUGGGAUUUUGUGUAUCUUCUUGGGACUUCUUAUUAUCAGAUGCUUCAAAAUCCUGUUAGACCCUUAUAGUAGCAUGCCUUCCUCUACAUGGGAAGAUGAAGUUGAAGAGUUUGAUAAAGGGACAUUUGAAUAUGCACUUGCCUGAGUGUUUUCAGCAUUACAGUUUUUAGGGUUAUACCACUGGGGCACAUGGUGGACACAAUUGUAAUUUCCUUCAGCAUGCUGGAAGAAGCUCAUUUCAUUCACUGAAUUCAAUAAACAUGUGCGCUCAAUUUAUCCACCAUGCUGUGUAAGUGAUAAACCAUUAUUGGGGGUUCUCACUUUCCUCUGUUCUCACAUCGAGGUUUCUAAUGAAUA